GCCAUCCAGGUGGCUUCCCGACUCCCUGUCGCGCUGGGGUCCCAGCCGCCACACGCCCCAGAACUGGCCUCUGGCUCCCGGCGUCCCGGAUGGCCGGCGACCCCUGGUGGAGGGAGGAAGGGAAGGUCCCCGACGGCAGGCGACCGAUGGCGGGGGCUGGGGGUCCCCUGCGCCUCCGCGACUGGCUGGUGGCACAGAUCGAGAGCGGGCGCUACGCGGGGUUGCGCUGGGAGGACGCAGGCAAGACCCUCUUCCGCAUCCCCUGGAAGCACGCGGCCCGGCAGGGCUAUCGGGCGCAGCAGGACGCGGCACUCUUCAGGGCCUGGGCCAUACACAAGGGCAAGCACCUAGAGGGCAUCGACAAGGAGGACCCCCCCACCUGGAAGACCCGGCUCCGCUGUGCCCUCAACAAGAGUGCUGACUUCUGUGAGGUGCGAGAGCGCAGCCAGCUGGACAGCCCCAACCCCUACAAGGUCUACCGGAUUGUGGCCGACGGUGCCCGUGGCCCAGUUGCCAGAGCUUGUGUUCCCCCUGAAAAGAAGAACAUUCUUCAGAGCCAGCAGGAGCCCCCUGGAGAAGUGACAGAGCUGGCCUGCCGGACAGACCAGGAUGGCUCCAGAUCAACCAAGGAGGAUAAGGACAAAGAGCAAUCUCCCAGGCUGGCCCAGCAGGGCUCCCUGCCACCAGCUGCCCGGCUCCCAGCCCCUCUGGCUGACCACAGGUACCACGCACAGGACCCUACACGCCACUGGAGCCCCUUGCCCUCUGAGGACUUCGGCAACCGUGGUAAGGAAUCUCAAGGCCCUUGUCACGCCCCAAUUGUACAGAUGGCCCCAGAUCCUAUCCUUUUGACCAUGGAGCUCAACUACCAGUUCAUUUAUACUGGAAGCUACUGCCAUUUACUACUACUAGAGUUAUUAUUUCUCCGGAGGGAGCACCCCAAAUUCCCGAGGUGGGGGCAGGCAGGACCUGGGGCUGGGGGCGUGGUCAGUGCUGGGGCCGCUAACACCCCGCAGAUUGCUAGCUGCACGUGCGGCUGUUCUACGGUGCGUGAAGCCACCGCGCGCACGGCCAGCUGCCGCCUGAGUCCCCGGGCGGUCCCCGCGGCCGAGCGCCUGCGGGGGCCGCCGCCGCGCCUCGCGCAGGUCCGCUUCCCGGAGCCCGGCGCCCGCGAGCUGCAGCGCUUGGGGCGGCACCCGGGGCGGGGCGUGCUCGCCGAGCGCCUGUGCCGGGGCCGCGGGUACCCGCCGGGCCCGCUCCGCCUGCACCGCGCGCCGCCCGACAAGCCGGAGCGCGGGCGCACCUGCCAACUGCUCGACACGCGCCGCUUCCUCGAGGAAUUGCGUGCCCACCUUCAGGAUGGUCGCCAGGAGCCCGAGUACCAAAUCCGUCUGUGCUUUGGCGAGGAGUACCCAGGGCCCCCAGACCAGCCCGAGGAGCGGCUCAUCAUGGCCCACGUGGAGCCAGUCUUCACCAGCGAGCUCUUCCUGCACUCAAGCACCACUAGGGUGGUAUCCCAGCGGUGGCAGGUCCCCAGCCCAGCAUCGCCGAUGGCGUCACUCACCUGCUCACGCAGCUGAGUCAGCAGUAAAGGGUCACUUCCUCCUCUCCUACCAUCCGAAGUCACCCCGCUCCCGCGAGUGCAGACCCCACCCCAGACCUGCCCGUGGACUUGGGGCUGCCCAUCGCCCAGGUCAGUGGGGACGGCGGAAGCAGAUCCGCGCCCUUCAACCUCUCCGCCGCAGAGAUGCAGCCCUGGAGCGCGUGGGCGGACGGCACACAGCUGGGCCUGGGAAGUCAGGAGGAAACCAAACUCGACCUUGAGCUUCUGGAAACAGCAAUUAGGGCAGAAACAAGACUUCAUUUCUCGUUGGGAGCCCAACAGGUCUGUGGUGAUAUACCUGCAAGCCCGCUUUACCUGCAACUGAUUCAUUAUAAGGUUUGCUUAAAGCUGGGUUUACCGAUAAUUAGAUCCUCAGGGAUUAGAGAGAAGCCAGACAGUAACAGAAUUGCCUGGCCUCUAAGGGGCUCUGAGUUUCCAGACCCAUCCUCCCACCUGCCACUAGUCUCUAUUCUUAUGUGGCCAGGGAGGGCUCCCACAGCAGAAAACUUGGCCUGAACUGGGGGUUUGGGGGUUGACAACUGAACCACCAGCACCAAUAGAUACUGUGUUUGAAGGAAUUCAGGCUGAGCCCCAAACAUAGCCCUAGGGCAGAAGCUAAUGUCGGAGGCUUUGCAAACUGCAAGUUGUAGGAAGUCCUUGAGAAUUGGAAGGGAGCCCCUUCAACCAUGAAGGCAACUUGCCUUGGCGGGAAAUUCACUGUUUCCUGCCCCAGAUAUCAGACCUUGUUUCCCUUUUUGAUUUCUGACUUUAUAGAGAUUCUCUUACAGAUGGCAACAUAAUAAAUCUCUGUUAGUGAUACAUUAA
Molecule: messenger RNA, 2428 nt
Organism: Mirounga angustirostris (Northern elephant seal)
Lineage: Eukaryota; Metazoa; Chordata; Mammalia; Carnivora; Phocidae
Product: interferon regulatory factor 4-like
Biological process (GO): regulation of transcription by RNA polymerase II; immune system process
Cellular component (GO): nucleus
Molecular function (GO): protein binding; DNA-binding transcription factor activity, RNA polymerase II-specific; RNA polymerase II cis-regulatory region sequence-specific DNA binding
Source: RefSeq, a predicted model, not a curated record